GCGCUAUCCUGGUGGACGCAGCCUGCUCACCUGCGCUUAGGUGUAGCAGUGGGCAGCGUUAUCACCACGAAUGCGGCCAGCCUCGGCUGGGGUGUCGUGUGGAACGGCAGAGGAGCUCAAGGAGUGGAAGAAGCCCUUGAGGCUGUUAAGAAUGCCACCAACGAGCAGGACUUGGCCAACCGCUUCAAGGAGUUUGGAAAGGAAAUGGUGAAACUGAACUACGUAGCCGCCAGAAGACAACAGGAGUUGAAGGAUCCUCAAUGCAGGGAUGAGAUGGCAGCAGCACGAGGGGCCCUGAAAAAGAAUGCCACCAUGCUGUACACUGCAUCUCAGGCUUUCCUUCGCCACCCUGAUGUAGCCGCCACCAGGGCCAACCGGGACUAUGUAUUUAAGCAGGUGCAGGAGGCCAUCGCUGGCAUCUCCAACGCUGCCCAGGCCUCCUCCCCCACGGAUGAGAAGCAUGGCCAUGCAGGCAUCGGUGAACUGGCAGCAGCUCUGAACGAGUUUGAUGUAAGUGGGAAUGUCUAUUUGCUCACUCCUGUAUUUAUAGUCAAUGAAGCAAAGUGGUGGUUCAGACAGUCAACUCACUUUUAAUAAGUCAAUCAAAUCCAGCUUAUUAAGUGUUGAUAACCAGACAAUCGAAAUAGCAGUACCUUAUCGCUGACAACAUAUAUGAUCGUCAGGGAAGGGAUUCAAAUCUUACCUGAUCCAUUACCUCCCUGCUGCAAGUUAGUUUGCUUCCUCCUCCCCAGCCUCCUCCUGUUUUUUGGCUUUGUCUAAGGGGGAGGGCAGCUAUCCUGUUCUCUUCCCAUGGCUUUCCUACAGUCAGCCUCUCCACUUAUCAGCAGAAAAAUUUAUGGGAAGGGGUUCCCUGAGGCGAGGCCAAAGAUGUUUUAUAUGUUAAAUGUGCUAUCCAAGAACAUAUAAUAUGCAUAAAUGUGUUAUCGUGUCUAAUCUGUAAUAAAUAUUUUAUCUAUCGUAUGAGUACCUGACUGAACUUACAUUCUGGAGUCUCGCUGUUUUGUUGUAGUUACUCCAGGGUUACACUAGCCCUGCACCCAGUUCUUGUUUGGCUGAAAUGACUGUGGGCCAGGAAUCUGAGCUGCUGCUCAAUCUGAUCUGAAAUGAUUAGUUAUCACAGCAUGAAGUGGUCUCAUCUGAGUCUGUAGGUUAACUAUUAGGAGUUGUUCAUGCAAGUAAGGGGAAGAAACUUUUUUUUCAAAUACCUAGUUCAUUUAAAGUAAUGCACCUAUUUAAAAGAAGUUCUGAAACCCAGAAGAUGGUGCAAUGAUGUUUCUAAUCCUGUACUCACUUUAAAAAUGAGGUCUGCCAGUGGCAAACUCAUCAUGCUCACUGAGGUUUACCUAAAAUUACAUGCAAAUAGUUAGGUGGUUAGAUUUGUCUUCUCUCCUUUCUUCUUCUUAGUAUAUAAUAUUUGCACAUAGACUUUUUUUUUGGACAAUGCUUAUGCAGAGAUGUUUGUGUUCUCUGUGAACAUUUAUCUUGAAUUUACCCACCAAUGUACCAUGACCUAGUUUGGACUGCAAUACUUAUAGUAAGCUAGUUUCUUUUAUAUAUUAUAUUAUCUCUUUGAUCCAAGAGGUGAAAAAAAAAAUAACAGCAAAAGAAUCUUAAUAAAAGAACAAAAAAGUUUUCAUGUAACAUAAUGAAAAUUAUUCAAGAGCAUCUUUUAUGUGGCAUGAGUGUAAUGAAAGAGAGACAUCUAGAGGCCUAAUCCAGUAUUGCAGUCAUAUAUUGUUUUUUGUGUGGUAUGGGUUUUUUAUGAGUUGUGCAGACAUCUAUUUUGUGUGUAACAUCAGUGCUUUUUCAGCCUGUUUUAGGUUACGAUGAUUAUCUUAUCUGUGUUUCAAUCGGUUGCAUGUGUUGUAGCUCACUUUGUGAUUGAUUUAUGUAUGUAUUAUUCAAAAGCCCUUCUGUUGAAAACAAC
Messenger RNA from Acipenser ruthenus (sterlet), 1948 nucleotides. RefSeq names its product catenin alpha-2-like. The annotation marks the transcript as partial. The record is from RefSeq and is a predicted model, not a curated record. Gene Ontology annotation, cellular component: actin cytoskeleton; adherens junction; catenin complex. Gene Ontology annotation, molecular function: actin filament binding; structural molecule activity; beta-catenin binding. NCBI's taxonomy places the organism in Eukaryota, Metazoa, Chordata, Actinopteri, Acipenseriformes, Acipenseridae. Gene Ontology annotation, biological process: cell-cell adhesion; cell migration. The transcript is spliced from 3 exons.